Messenger RNA from Dibothriocephalus latus, 486 nucleotides. The record is from the annotation of a GenBank genome assembly. NCBI's taxonomy places the organism in Eukaryota, Metazoa, Platyhelminthes, Cestoda, Diphyllobothriidea, Diphyllobothriidae.
AAUGAAUGGUUUUGGUGGCUGUGGCAAGGUCCAACACCCGAUCCUGCCGCAAAGCUCUACAUGAACAUUUUCUAUCCGAGCGGCUUCGCUUAUGCUGACUUUGCGAAGCAAUUCAAGGCUGAAUUCUACGACCCCAAGCACUGGGCGGACGUCUUCAAGGCGUCUGGAGCCAAGUAUGUGGUGCUGACUUCUAAGCAUCACGAAGGCUUCUGCAACUGGCCUUCGCCGACCUCCUGGAACUGGAAUUCUGUCGAUGUGGGUCCGAGGCGUGAUCUCGUGGGGGAGCUGGCUCAGGCCAUACGCAGCAAAACUCAGCUGCAGUUCGGGCUUUAUCAUUCCCUCUUUGAAUGGUUCAACCCCCUCUACCUUGCCGAUCAAGCCUCGAACUACACCAAGCAGGUACCUAUUGUCAGCCUUCCCCCCUUCCCCUCCUACAGUAAAUUAUAUAACUCGUCAAAAAUCCCCAAAUUUGCGAAAAAUCGAUAA